UAGUCGGAUAGUCCAACCGAUUUAAUAUGAAGAGUCGAUUUUACAACUCAUACUAUGUCGGAUUGUCGGUGUCAGAAACUUCACCAACGCAACCCCUUCUUAUUCCUCUUCCCCUGCUUCUGAAAACCCAACUCACAACUUACAAUGGUGAAGCAGAGUAUUCUAUGGCUUACUGUUACUUCUCUUUUCUUGUUCUCAGCUUCUGCUCUUGAUACCCAAAGUAAAGUGACAAAAAAUCCAGCUGACGAGCUUGUACAAAUGCUGAAUGAUAAUAGAACUGCACACCAUUUAUCAGCCCUCUACAGCAAUCCUGGGUUGGCAUGCAUCGCUUUGCAAUACAUAAAAGCUUAUGAUGGAGAUUGUGGCGACGUAGGUGGACCUAAAGCUAAGAAGCCUGAGGAUUCUUCUUUUGCAGAGACAUUUGCUCCCAAUUGCAAUGUGGAGCCUGCAUCCAUGACUCAAAUCACGGGGCGCUUCCUGGGCUGCCAGUCUAAGUAUCUUAAGCCUGAAAAAGCAUUCUCAGAGAUACUAAUAAAGGAAAGCAAAAGCCUGAACAUUCUCUACAGUAAGAACCACACUGAAGUUGGGGCUGCAGUUAGUGGGUCCGAUGUUGGGGGGCCAUAUUUCUAUUGCGUGCUCUUUAGCAAUGGUAAAUCUAACAGUAGCUUUGUUCUUGAGAACGGUGAGGCUAAAGUAAGUAGACCAGGUUGUUUCAGUGGUGCCAAUGAUUGAAUGAUGAAUGUAACAGUGCUGAAGGUAGGUUUCACUUUUACCAUUUGUUGAACCCUAUUUUAAGAGUUUUGGCUGUUAUUGGAUUUGCUUUCGGCAUAUGAUAAUAAUUCCUUUUGACAUUUGUUCAUUUUGAUUAUACUGAUUGGCUUAAGUUUGGGGGGUGGGGGAGGAGAGAGGAGGGUGAGAGAUUGUACUGUCAAUUGACCGGAGUAUGUUACAAAUCAUGAAGACAAGAGAAUGAAAGAAAUGCAUAUUAUGAUUUGAGAAAACUUGAUCCAACUCUAAUUUCUCCUUGUGCCUUGUCAUUGGCAAAAUUCAUUAUUUACUUCGUUAAAUUUUAACGGUUACUAUGUAUGCUUUCAAUCA
This is a messenger RNA of Chenopodium quinoa (quinoa), 1098 nucleotides long. RefSeq lists its product as uncharacterized. The record is from RefSeq and is a predicted model, not a curated record. The coding region runs from base 145 to 732 and encodes 195 amino acids. NCBI's taxonomy places the organism in Eukaryota, Viridiplantae, Streptophyta, Magnoliopsida, Caryophyllales, Amaranthaceae. The transcript is spliced from 2 exons.